Arctia plantaginis is the source of this 1629-nucleotide messenger RNA. The record is from the annotation of a GenBank genome assembly. Lineage: Eukaryota; Metazoa; Arthropoda; Insecta; Lepidoptera; Erebidae.
AUGUAUUCCAGUGACGAUUAUAACGAGGGUGGAUAUGAGUCAUACGGUGACUACGAACCGCACACGGGAGAUCCUCAAUAUGACCUGGAAUAUGAUAGGUCUCAUUAUAAAAUGCCUGAUAUGGUGAAAAAAUUUCUUGUUUACUUUCGUAACAUGAUCACUGAGGGUGUAACAUACGAGAUUUUGAAUCUGUAUGAAAAUACUUUUCCUAAACUUACUGAGCAGUAUUUUGAGAAUACUCCCUGGCCUGAGGAAAAUGAGGUUUCACCUAUAGUUGAUAAUGAUCCUGUUUUCAUGAUUUUAUACAAAGAGCUGUACUAUCGCGACAUUUAUGCGCGUGUGCCUGGUGGUCCAAAACCUGAGCAAAGGUUUCACUCAUUCUACAACUAUUGUGACCUGUUCAACUACAUCUUAUCUGCGGAGACACCUGUGCCUCUUGAAUUACCUGACCAGUGGUUGUGGGAACUUAUAGAUGAAUUUGUUUAUCAAUUCCAAUCAUUUGCACAAUACAGAUCUCGCACUUCUAAACUAAGCCCAGCUGAAAUCGACGCUCUUAACACUGAAAAUAAGGCAUGGAAUGUUUUGUGCAUUCUUAAUGUGUUACACUCCCUUGUGGAUAAGUCCAACAUUAAACGCCAACUUGAGGUGUAUGCUGCUGGCGGCGAUCCCGAUUCGGUUGCUGGAGAGUUCGGCCGUCACUCUCUCUACAAAAUGUUGGGGUACUUCUCGUUAGUAGGCCUCUUGCGGCUGCAUUCAUUGCUUGGAGACUACUACCAGGCUAUAAAGGUUCUGGAAAACAUUGAACUUCAUAAGAAGUCUCAGUAUUCUCAUGUGCCUGCAUGUCAAAUCUCGACAUCGUAUUACGUUGGCUUUGCGUACAUGAUGAUGCGUCGUUAUGCAGACGCCAUUCGGACCUUGUCAUCAGCUCUUCUUUACAUGCAGCGUACAAAACAACUAUUCUCGUCUCGCUCCUACCAGAACGACCAAAUCAAUAAGCAAACUGAACAGAUGUACCAUCUGUUGGCUAUAUGUUUGGUUUUACAUCCACAAUGCGUUGAUGAAUCUAUUCAGCAGGUGCUCCGUGAAAAGAACUACCAUGAGAAGAUGUUCAAGAUGCAAUAUGGUGAUUUGGGAGAGUUCGAGAGCUGCUUUAUUUUUGCUUGUCCUAAGUUCUUGUCACCAUGCCCACCCCCCAUUGAACCUGGUUCCAACUACGGACGUGACGCUGUCAAGCACCAGACUCAGGUGUUCAUGGACGAGGUUCGUCAACAAAAGAUGCUACCUACCAUCCGUUCGUAUUUGAAGCUGUAUACGACGCUACCCUUAGCUAAACUUGCGGCGUUUAUGUCGGCUGCCCGCGGCGGCGAUCGUGAUGCUGCGCGGGAACAUGCAGCGCUCGCUAUUCACCUGCUAUGCUUCAAACACAAGAUGAAGAAUGUUGUCUGGAGCAAGGGACCAAGUGGUCUUGAUGGGAAAUUUCAGAGUGGUUCUGAGCUGGAUUUCUACAUUGACAAUGAUAUGAUUCAUAUCGCAGACACGAAGGUGGCUCACCGUUUUGGCGACUUUUUCAUUCGCAAACUCCUGAAAUUUGAAGAGCUCAACCGUAAGCUUCAUCAUAUCAAAAUCUAA